AUGCCACCUAGAAUUUCUGAGGAACCAUUGUGCGCCGUGAGUGCGUCGAUCCUUGGGCGUAAGGUGUGUGCUCCUACCGAAAACGAUUGGUUGGCGGCGAAAAGGGUACUGCGUUAUCUCAAGUCGACGAAAGGGGCUAAGUUGUUGUACAAGAACGAUACUGAAAGACUGCUAGGAUUCUCCGAUGCCAAUUGGGCUGGCAACAGCAGCACUCGUCGGUCGACCACGGGAUAUGUCUUUCUCUAUGCAGGAGGAGCAAUUUCGUGGAGUAGCAGACACCAGCACUGCAUCACGCUCAGUUCAAGGGAAUCCGAGUACGUGGCGCUCAGAGAGGCCAGUCAAGGAGUUAUUUGGUUGAGAAAGCUGCUUAGUGACAUGGGUGAAACGCUGGACGGACCAACAUGCAUUAUGGAAGACAACCAAGGAUGGAUUAACCCUAUAGAGAACCUCUGGAAGAUCGUGAAAAGAUCGGUGUACACGGAGAGGUCGAAGAAUGAGCAGCAACUGUGGGAUAGGAUCCAAGCUUGUUGGUACGCCAUCCCGGUACCCACUUGCCAGAAGCUGGUGAAUUCAAUGCCGAACCGGGUGCGUGAUGUGAUGCGUAACAAAGGUUACAUGACCAAGUACUAA
Molecule: messenger RNA, 630 nt
Organism: Toxorhynchites rutilus septentrionalis
Lineage: Eukaryota; Metazoa; Arthropoda; Insecta; Diptera; Culicidae
Exons: 2
Coding region: 1-630 (209 amino acids)
Molecular function (GO): nucleic acid binding
Source: RefSeq, a predicted model, not a curated record